GCCUCCGACAGCCAAUGGCUUUCCCGGCCUGCAAAGCCAGCCCUCCGCGGCCGCCUGGAAGGAGGCGGGACUGGGCGCCGCUGGCGGGGCACCGUUGCGAGAAAGGAGACGGGGCCGGGCGAUUUCCGUCGGCGGACCUUCUCAGCAGCCCCGUCGGCCUUGUGAAAGCCUGAGCAAGCAACCAGAUCAACGUGAAGAAAUUGUGCUCCUGCAUGCCAGCUGCACUUGUCCUUCAGACCUCAGCAUUUUGAAAAGGGGUUAUCACAGUGUGGAAGCAUGUCUUCUUCCAAGCCUUUCACCAGAUUCUGGGAGUGGGGCAAGAAUAUCAUUUGUGUAGGGAGGAAUUAUGCAGAACAUGCCGAAGAGAUGAAGAGCACACUCCCCACUGAGCCACUUUUCUUUCUCAAGCCUUCCUCUGCUUAUGUCAGGGAAGGCUCUCCCAUCAUCCGGCCUGCCUACUGUACCAACCUGCACCAUGAAGUAGAACUGGGAGUGGUGAUUGGGAAGAGAACGCAGUCAGUUCAUCAGGAAGUGGCAAUGAACCAGGUGGCAGGCUAUGCCCUCUGCUUGGACAUGACAGCCAGGGAUAUCCAAGAGGAGUGCAAGAGGAAAGGACUUCCUUGGACAUUGGCUAAAGGGUUCAAUACUUCUUGUCCCGUCAGCAACUUCGUGCCCAAGGAGAAGGUACCAGACCCACAUCAGCUAAAGAUCUGGCUGAAGGUAAAUGGGGAGCUGCGGCAGGAAGGGGAUACAUCAAACAUGAUAUUUUCCAUCCCCUACAUCAUCAGCUACAUUAGUGGAAUUAUCUCACUGGAAGAAGGGGAUAUCAUCCUGACAGGGACUCCCAAAGGGGUUUCUGCAGUAGAAGAGAAUGAUGAAAUAGAAGCUGGGAUCCAGGGGGUGCUCAGCAUGCGGUUUCGAGUAGCACAGCAGAAGAACCAACACUGACAUGAGAUAGUCCCUUUUCCUGGAGAAGAGAGCUUUGCUAGUUCUGAUUGGAGUGCAAAAGGAUGUUGGCACCAUUCUUUUCCUGUGGAAUGUGAGAUACUGGGAAUGGAGCUUCUCAAUGAUUGCCCAAUAGAACUGUCUUCUUGUCCAGAUUCUCUUUUAUUGCAGAGAGAGACAGGACAGAGAGGAGUGCUGAAAUCCUGUGUUGUUGGAUACUGUACAUAAAGACCUGGUUCCAUGUCACAGUCACCCACAUUAUUUUUAAGUUAUGGGUUGUCAUGAACAAGUACACACUGCCCCGCUGUUCCUGUUACAAGCUAGAACAGCUAAACAGCUCAAAGACGCUUUAUCCCUGUUGUUGUUUGUGGGUGGGGUAGGGUGGCAGGGGGAUUGUAUCCAAACCCAGGUUUCUGGCUUGUUUCCCCUCAGGUUUGUUUUGUGGUUGUUCAAGAAAGCCUGGGGUUGUUGCGAUUUCUGAACCAGGCCAAUGGUGCCUCUCUUUUAUAUUUUAAAAAAUGUAAAAUUAUAUAGGGAAGGUGGUUGAACACAGCAAGUAUUCCACUUUGCUUCAAAAUGUUCUUAAUCUAAAUGUAACUGUGUCCUAUCUGUAAAACUCAACCAAUGAAUGAAGGAAUUGUUUUGUUCUGACAAGCUAGACCAUGCCCAUAGAAAAGAACAGGGAGAAUGUUAUUAAAAUAUUUUUAUAUGAUGAAAUUUAGAAAAUAUUUUGCAAUGAAAUCUGAUAGAAAUGAAUACUAAUGUGACAAUAAAACAAUUAUUCUGUC
Molecule: messenger RNA, 1733 nt
Organism: Varanus komodoensis (Komodo dragon)
Lineage: Eukaryota; Metazoa; Chordata; Lepidosauria; Squamata; Varanidae
Gene: FAHD1
Product: fumarylacetoacetate hydrolase domain containing 1
Exons: 2
Coding region: 277-948 (223 amino acids)
Cellular component (GO): mitochondrion
Molecular function (GO): acetylpyruvate hydrolase activity
Source: RefSeq, a predicted model, not a curated record